Messenger RNA from Aspergillus melleus, 441 nucleotides. RefSeq lists its product as uncharacterized. The record is from RefSeq and is a predicted model, not a curated record. NCBI's taxonomy places the organism in Eukaryota, Fungi, Ascomycota, Eurotiomycetes, Eurotiales, Aspergillaceae. Bases 1 to 441 code for a protein of 146 amino acids. The transcript has a single exon.
AUGUCCUCCCCCUCAUCCUCAUCCUCGAGUGUUACACUCAUGGUCAUUGCCACCAAUGUCGGUGAAUAUUACAAGCACUGGGGCCUACUCCUCGACGACUCCGACAACCCUCAACCGGGCGACAACUUCCUCCAGGUCAAGGGCCCUCUGGGGGCUCAACGGUACGAGUCAGAAAAGGUCGUGUUUCAUAAAGUGCCAGGAUUAGUGGACCUGGCUUACCUUUGCGAAGUCAAUGUCAACCUCCUCAACACGAUCCGCGAAAUUGCUCGGAAAGUACCCCUCAACAAUGACAUUCCCGUUUGGAACUCUCAGGAUUAUGUGGUCUCGUUGUUGGAUAACCUGGAAGCCAGGGGGAUUUUGGAUUCUACUGAUAAAAACUACGCGAGACAAAAGCGCCACGUUUGCAACAUGCGGCAGGGCGUGAAUUGGAAGGUCUGGUAG